UAUCAUAUGUUAAAUGAUCAUCAGAUACGUAAUGUUCAGUUUAUCAAAUGUAAACUGUGUGAUGCUGAAUUUGCCUAUGAGAAGGGUCUGAAGGUGCAUAUGUUUAAGAUUCACAACACUUUGCUGAAGGAUGAUAUGAUCAUUAAACAAUAUGAAUGUGAAAUAUGUUCUAUUGUUUAUCGUACCGAUGUUGAGUUGCAACAUCAUUUGGCCAAUGUCCAUAAGAAGCAGGGAGGUGCGGAACGUAGUGUUUCAAACGAUGGUGAUGACUAUAAUAUGGAUGAAUCGGUUGGCGGUGGUGGGGCAGAUGCUUCGGCAGCUGAUUUGUCUGGUAUAUCUACUCCCGUUAGUGUUAGCGGCGGAGGUGAGGGCAGUUCUGGCCCGCUGUAUUGGUAUCAAUGUAAAUAUUGUCCCUCCAACUUUAAUACCAACAAAAAAUUGGCCAUACACAUUAAUUCCCAUGAUGAAUUUGAUUCCAAUGAUUAUUCCUGCAAGGAUUGUGGCAAUGUGUAUAGUGGACGUAAAAGUCUUUGGGUACAUCGUUAUAAAAAACAUCCUCAAAUACCCGAACCAUCUGAAUGUGUUUUAUGUAAAAAAGUCUUCUUCGACAGUCAAAUGUUGGAUCAUCACAUACCGACAUGUAAUCGUAAACCCAUUAAUUCAGCUGCUAAUGAAGGUGGCGCUGGCGGUGCACAACAGUCUUCUGCCUCGUCGGCUAUUUAUAAACACAAAACCGGCGACGAUGAAGACGACGAUGAUGAUCAUUCACGCGAUGCUCCCGAUGCUGAUACGAUAUCCACAAAUUUACAGCAAACAGCAGCUGCUGGUGGUAGUAUGAAAAUUAAACUACCAGAGGCAAUGUUCGACACCGGUCCGGCCGAUCCCAAUCAAUUCUAUAUGGAUCGGGUUAAUGACAAUGGCGAGUACGCAUGUGAUUUGUGUUCAAAGACCUUUACACAAAUGACAGCAUUUAAAGUACAUAGGAAAUGGCAUUUCAGAGGUGAUAACAAACAGAACGAUGCCGAUCAUCUAUCAGCGAAUCAAGUCCACAACAACAACAACAGCCUGCCGCACAGCAAAUCAGCACAACAGAAUCAACAUCACCAGAAAUCGAACAACCAUCAACAUCUACUGGGAUUACAAGCGGUGGGUUUAAUGCCGCGACAUUCGAUCAAUUCUUCAACGUCGCAUGUCCUGAACCGAUCCCAGAAACGCAAACGAGAACUUAAAUGCCAAUAUUGUCCGUCCACAUUUAUUAGCAAUAACAAUUUACGUCGCCAUCUCUUCGAGUUGCACAAGAACGAAAUUGGCAAUCUACCCGAACCACCGAGAAUUGAAUGUGAUCCACCGAAUAUGUGUCGUAAGUGCAAUGUUAAAUUUGAAUCGAAAGCCGAAUGGAUUGAACAUAAAGUGGGUGAGGCCAGAGUUAUGAAACCAUUUGGACCAUUUCAAUGGGGUUGUGAUUUGUGUGGUGCCUAUGUGUCACGCAAAGAGAAACUUAUUAACCAUCUGCAUAAUCACAUGAAGGAGCAGGUGAUAGUUCCUGUCGAAUAUAAUGAAGCCGGACAACAGAAACCUCAGCCGCAACAAAACAACGAUAAUUCAGAACAACAGCAAAAUCAAUCCGCCCAUGAAGUUCACGAAUUUAAGAAGAUUAAAUUACCUGGCCUGCAGCAACAAAAGCCCAUGGUUCAAAUGGAGGAUGAUUCCCGCGACAGUGCCAACAAAGACCAAUAUGAACAUGAUGAUGAUGACGACGAAGAUGGCGAGGACAAUGAAAGAGAAGGACAUGUGUCAAGUAACAACAAUAACAAUGACAAUGUACGACAAAAUGCCCAACAACAACAAUCGUCCUAUGCUGAUGAUGAUGACGACGACGAGGAGGAGGAAGAAGAAGAAUUGGAAGAAGAAAUACUGGAGGGUGAAUUCGAUGAUUUAGCUGUGGGUGCCCAACAGACUGUGGGUGGCGAAGAAGAUGAAGAAGUAGAUGAGGGCGAUGAUGAUGACGAUGGUGAGGAUGAUGAUGACGAUGAGGAUGAGGACGACGAUGAUGAUGACGAGGAUGAUGAUGACGACGUGGAUGAUGAAGAAGUCGAUGAAGAUGAUCAUGCAGCGUUGAGGCAAAGAUCAGCACCAACAAACGUUCAACAAUCAAAAGCGCAAAUGCAACAACAGCAGCAAACACGUCGUACAAACGAUUCCGAGAUGGAUGAUGAAGAUGAUGACGACGACGACGAUGAUGACAAUGAUAGCGAUGAGUUUGACGAUGACGAUGAUGCCUCAUCAACGGAAAAUCGUAAACCCAAUAAUGUUGUUGCCAAUGCCGUUGUUAAAUCCCGUUUCUCCUGUGAUCUCUGCCAAGUGUAUUUCGAUUCUCAGCCCGAGUUGCAGAAACACGUUAAAAUGCAUUUUCUCAAUGGCCCCGGUUCCGUGACAUUGACCGGCAUUAAAACCUCCAAAUCAUCCUCAUCCUCGAACAAGAGUCGCAGCAGUAGCAGUGAUGUUUUAGCAGUCACCUCAUCAUAGAGCAUACAAGAAAUCAUCGUACAACAACAACCGUAUUUAAGAAAAUUU
Messenger RNA from Musca vetustissima, 2574 nucleotides. Its product is annotated as zinc finger protein hangover-like. Gene Ontology annotation, biological process: regulation of transcription by RNA polymerase II. Lineage: Eukaryota; Metazoa; Arthropoda; Insecta; Diptera; Muscidae. Gene Ontology annotation, molecular function: chromatin insulator sequence binding. Gene Ontology annotation, cellular component: chromosome. The record is from RefSeq and is a predicted model, not a curated record.